GGCGCCUGCUCCUGCCCGGCACCCGCCAUGCCCGGGUCUCGGCAGAGCUGCGGCGGGAGUCGGGGGUGAGCGGGCCGGGCCGGGGGCUCGCGCGCCGCCGCCCCGUCUGGAGAAAUGAGUGGUGGAUUGGCCCCCAGUAAAAGCACAGUGUAUGUCUCCAACCUGCCCUUCUCCCUGACGAACAACGACCUGUACAGGAUAUUUUCCAAGUAUGGCAAAGUUGUAAAGGUUACUAUAAUGAAAGAUAAAGAUACCAGGAAGAGUAAAGGGGUUGCAUUCAUUUUGUUUUUGGAUAAAGACUCUGCGCAAAACUGCACCAGGGCGAUAAACAACAAGCAGUUAUUCGGUAGAGUGAUAAAUGCAAGCAUUGCUAUUGACAACGGAAGAGCAGCUGAAUUCAUCCGAAGACGGAACUACUUUGAUAAAUCCAAGUGCUACGAAUGUGGGGAAAGUGGACACUUAAGUUACGCCUGUCCUAAAAAUAUGCUUGGAGAACGGGAACCUCCAAAGAAGAAGGAAAAGAAGAAAAAAAAAAAGAAAGUUUCUGAACCAGAAGAAGAAAUUGAGGAAGUAGAAGAAAGUGAAGAUGAAGGUGAAGACCCUGCCUUGGACAGCCUCAGCCAGGCCAUAGCCUUCCAGCAAGCCAAAAUUGAAGAACAAAGAAAAUGGAGACCCAGUCCAGGGGGUCCCUCCACAUCCGAUGACUCAAGACGGCCGAGGAUAAAGAAAAGCACCUAUUUCAGUGAUGAGGAAGAGCUCAGUGACUGAAAUGGCAUUUACUGUGUAAAUGUCCCUGAGAUAGAAAAGCCCGGGAGCACACAGUUCAGCUGAGGGCCAUGGUUACUUUUAGAAUUUGAGAUAAAAACACUUAAUACCAAGCAGUUUUUUACUAGAAAGUAGUUCAUA
Molecule: messenger RNA, 906 nt
Organism: Lepus europaeus (European hare)
Lineage: Eukaryota; Metazoa; Chordata; Mammalia; Lagomorpha; Leporidae
Product: zinc finger CCHC-type and RNA-binding motif-containing protein 1-like
Exons: 1
Coding region: 115-768 (217 amino acids)
Biological process (GO): mRNA splicing, via spliceosome
Cellular component (GO): U12-type spliceosomal complex
Molecular function (GO): RNA binding; zinc ion binding
Source: RefSeq, a predicted model, not a curated record